Arabidopsis thaliana (thale cress) is the source of this 993-nucleotide messenger RNA. RefSeq names its product VQ motif-containing protein. The record is from RefSeq and is marked reviewed. The transcript has a single exon. NCBI's taxonomy places the organism in Eukaryota, Viridiplantae, Streptophyta, Magnoliopsida, Brassicales, Brassicaceae. Gene Ontology annotation, cellular component: nucleus. The coding region runs from base 188 to 706 and encodes 172 amino acids.
GGAUUAAACAUAUAUUACCUAGUUGUCACUAAAACUUGUACAUCUAAAAUAGUUGAUUUUUCUUUACCAUUUUCUUCUAUCUUUUCUCCUAUAUAACCUUAACCUUAUCACAUUUCACUUACCAAAAAAAAUCACCAACUCUCUCUUCUGAUCACAUAAACCCUAAUUUUUAUUCUUCUACAAAACUAUGGAAAUUGAAGCUACUACUGUUCAGAAAAGAAGAAGCUUACCAACAAUAGCCAUGCACAAACAGUCAAGAACACUCACCAAAUCUAAACCUAAGAUCCGAAUCAUUCACAUAUUCGCACCGGAGAUCAUUAAGACCGAUGUCGCCAACUUCCGGGAAAUCGUCCAGAAUCUCACCGGGAAACAAGAUCAUCAUCACCACGAUCUCCCCCACCAAAAGGGUCUCAAAAGAAACCCUAGAUCUAGAAGAAGUCAUGAUCAUCAUGAAGUCCAUGACAUGAACAAGAGCCAUGGAUUUUGCAUAAACUCAGAUGAAGAGGAAGAAGGGAUGGUGUCGAUGACGUGGAACGGAAAUGGUGACGAGAGCUCCGGUGGGUUCUUGAACGGGUUAGGAGAUCUCGACGGCUUCAUUCAGGAGCUAGGUGAAUUUCCUUAUUUACCCUUCACCAUUGACCCUGCCGUUGCUUCUUCCUCCCACUUACAUGGCAACGUUUUCGCAGAACCUCACCAUUACGCCUAAAACGUCUCAAGCGGAAGAAUCUUUUAAACAUUUUAUUUCUUUAAAAUAGGUUAAAACUUUUAAUAAUUUUUUGUUUUCUUCUUUUAUAUACUUUCUAGAAGCUAAUUUUUGUUUUUUUCGAUAAUUGAAAUGUUUGACUUUCUAGACAAUAUUCUUGUGGAAUCGUGGGAGGUUCGGGUUUACGAUUAUUACGAGUUCUAUUUCUGCAUAAUUUUUUCCCUCUGGUUUUGUAUUUUUUAUAUGAUUACACUAUAAUCUAGUAAGUAGGUAUGAAAUUUUAUAAAUCU